UUAGUGCUAAGGGAACAUUUUAACAUUAUACAUGAUAUUACAUUAUAAACACCAACAGUAACACAAUAGAAAAUACGAACAAAAGCCACGUUUAACCAUUUCUGCCGAUUUCUCUUUCAUUUCAAUUAUUGAGGAAUUACAACCUGCUGGAAUAACGCCCAUCUGAAUCGCAGAAGAGAAAAUAUCGAUCUAAUGCUUGAUCAAGGACUAUGCGAUUCCACACGAUUAGUUGAAUGCAGAGGCGAUGUCAGGCAGUAAGGUGCUAGGAGGGGCGCGGCGGCGACGGACACGCUGCCGGCGCUGUCAAGCCUGUAUGCGGACCGAGUGCGGCGAGUGCCACUUCUGCAAGGACAUGAAGAAAUUUGGUGGACCAGGGCGGAUGAAACAGUCGUGCCUGCUCAGGCAGUGCACUGCACCGGUGUUGCCACACACAGCCGUGUGUUUUGCAUGUGGUGAAGCUGGAAAGGAGGACACAGUGGAGUCAGAGGAGGAGAAAUUCAGCCUCUCACUCAUGGAGUGCACCAUCUGCAAUGAGAUCAUCCACCCCAGCUGCCUGAAGAUGGGUAAGUCUGAAGGCAUUAUCAAUGAUGAGAUCCCAAAUUGCUGGGAAUGUCCUAAGUGCCACAAGGAAGGAAAAACCAGUAAGGAUCAGGGAGAUGGCUUAGGAAAGAGAAGGAUGGACAAUGGGGAAGUGAGUCGCUGGAAGCUAACAGAUGACCCUCCACCCAGUAAAAAGAAGGCCCCAUCUCUAGAAGAUACAGCACGUCAAGAUGGACAUAAACGUAAGAAGGAGAAGGAGCUGCCACAAGAGAGUGGUUCAAAAAAGAAGAUCAAAGGUGCCCAUGAUAAACAUCUGAAAAAGAAAGGAAAACCCAACUCCUCUGAUUCCUCUGAAGCCAACGGGCCGAACUCGUCAUUGGGUGGCAGUCACAGCUCAGGUGGUGGUUCCACAGCAGUGCAGCUCUCAUCCUUAAACCCCAGCCAGGACCAGCGCUUGCAUCACCGUGAGAAACUGGAGCGUUUCAAACGCAUGUGUCAGCUUCUGGAGCGAGUACGGGACUCCAGCUCAUCCUCUUCAUCUAGUUCCGAUACAGACUCAGAGUCUGACUCGGACUCGCCAUCUCCUACCGCCGCCUCUGAGCCGUCCUCUCCAGCUGCAACAUAUGUCGACAGCAGUGCCCGUGAGCGAGAGCGAAACCGCCGUCUGGCAGAGCUGGGCUUUAGCGCCAGCGAUGACUCCGAAGGUGAGAGUGUGGUUGUGGAACAAGAGCAGGACAAAGGGAGUGAUUCACAAAUGCUGUGCCGCAGAGGAGACCCUGACCCCAAGGUACACAAAGGGAUUAUUAAUACGGAAGCUGAUGAUGAACAAGGGUUGGGUGACCGGGGUGGCAAACCCACUGCACUGGCCCCGCCCUCACCAUUGUCAACUACGCAAGCACCGCCCUCCAGACAAGGACACUUACUGGGACACCAGGGUCUCCCCUCAUCCAAGCGCACUAAUGUACAGGAUGCACAUAAUGGCCGCACACGGGCAGGUGGGCGAGAAGCACAAGAGAAGGAGAAUUCAAACAGUUGUACUGUAACCAAUCACAGGCAUAGUGUCGUCAAGUCUGUUCGUGGCAGUAAGAUUCGUGGUGGAAGUCGGCAAGGCCAGAACGUUCCAUCCAAUAAGAGCACGGGUACGGUGACCAUUGGUUCUGGUACUGCUAAUGGCAGCACUGCCACGUCUAACAUGAUUAACACGGUCAGCAGCUUGCUGCCAUUGCAUCGGUCUCAGGAGUCAUGCUUGGUAGCAGCACGCUCACAGAUGGUAAAGCGCAGCCCUGUGGCUGUGCCCUCUCUAUCAAGGCCCAUGCAGAUGGAGCGACACUUGGUGCGUCCGCCACCUGCCUGCCCUGAACCUCACUGCCUACUGUUGGACAGCGGCGCUUCACAUGUGCUGCCAAGGGAGGUGUGGCUCCGUGUCUUCCAGCAUCUUAGUCAACGGCAGCUGAGUGUCUGCAUGCGUGUUUGUCACACUUGGAGCCGCUGGUGCUGUGAUAAGAGGUUAUGGACUCAAAUUGAUUUGAGUCGUCAGCGCUCUAUAACUCCUCCAAUGCUGAGUGGUAUAAUCCGACGACAACCCGUCUCUCUUAACCUGGGCUACACCAACAUCUCCAAGAAACAGCUCAUGUGGCUCAUUAACCGUUUACAAGGUCUUCUGGAGUUGAAUGUGUCGGGCUGCCCGUGGUCAUCAGUUUCUGCACUGUGUCAGUCUGUGUGCCCGUGUCUGCGUCUGCUUGAUCUCAGUCGAGUUGAAGAUCUCAAAGACUCUCAUCUUAAAGAACUGCUGGCUCCGCCCUCCAAUGACACACGCUCAGCUCAUGGGGAUAACCGAGGCGGACGUUUCCAGAAUGUUAUAGAGCUACGACUGGCUGGACUGGAAGUGACUGACGCUGUGUCAUGCCUGAUUGUGCGCUACCUUCCUCACCUGACCAAGCUUGACCUAAGUCGGUGCUGCCACAUCACGGACCAGACGAUCCACACGCUAACCUCUCCAAUAUCACCGCUCAGAGAGAGCCUCACCUAUGUCAACCUGGCGGGCUGUGUGAAGGUGACCGAGCUGUGUCUGCCACUUCUUCGCCGCUGUGCCUCACUACUGAGUGUGGACCUGCGCUCAUGCGGCCUGCUCGCGCCAGACGUCUGCCAGCUGCACUGCUUUCCCUCCACUGAAGACAGAGUCCUGCAAAAGAACAGCUAAAGAAUCCUGCUGCAAACACACUACAGUAACAGACUUUCUAGAGAAAGAGAGGAGCUCAUUUAUCAUGGACACUUCACUGCUUGUGUUUCUGAAUCCACCGUUUGUGAGUGGACAAAUCAAUCCCAUGUAGAUAUUCUUUAUCAGUAAUACAAAUGUUUAGUUUGCUUUAAAUUAUCCACUCAUGUGCACAGUUCCCACAUUCACACCCCCAGCACAGCUCAGUGUCCUGUUGGGAAUACUGGCUCUAUCCCAGGUUACAAAAUGACGCAGAAUGUAUCUUACUGUGGAGAGGUUUCCAACACAGUUAUAUUUGUGAAUUUGGGUGAAUCUCACAAAGAACAUGUCCAGGUAACAUUUCACAGCAAAAUCAAAAGAAAAACUAAUUUACAAUAUAUUUUACAUAUAGAAGAUUAUGCCCUUUUGUAGAAACAUAGAAACAAGGGGGUAAUUCUUAUUACCCAAAUGCAUGUGGAACUUUGUUUUUUAAUGGUGUUUAAUACUUUUUAAUGGUGUUUCUCUGAAAACAGUCAUUCUUUACUGUAUUAAGGUAAAAACAAAUACUGUAAUAGUUUUUAAGGAAGUACAGCAAAUAUUACCAUGAUAUUUAAAUCAUAUAUCUUUUUUUGCAUUAUGGUAUUGUAAUUUAAUUGGGAAUGUGUUUAACUUUAAUGAAAGUAAUGUCUCAGUGCUGUACUAAUUAUGCUAAAACAGGCUUCAUUUUGUUUCAUAAAUAUUGUUUCUUUUGAUUUUGUGGUCAAAUGUGAUCUGUGCAUUUCUUGAUAGGUUUCAUCUUGUGAAACUUGUUAAUGUGUGAGAUUGGUUUGGGGAUGUGUGAGUGCAGGUUGUGAACAGUGUUAAAGUAUCUCUUUAGCAUUGGGUUCUUGAUGGCCUCUGUCUGCGUCUCAUACCCUGCAGCUGAUCUCUUUGGAUUGAUCUAUUGGAGAGUGUCUGUGUUCCUUCUCAUCUGACUUUGUUCCGCUGGUGCUGUCAUUCCCCAUGUGCCCUUUACCUUCCAUUUCUGCUGUUUAUUUCUACUUCCUGCUGCUCUGCUUGAGAUCAUUGAUCAGUGUGCUUACUAAACCCAAUCACUUAAGAGCACACAGCCAAUAGCAUGCCUUGAACUUAGUAACUAGCUGGACUGAGUGGCCGUUUUUUCCUGUGAAUGUGCAUUAUGCUCCGCUGCAUCUGCGACACGAGUUUAGUAAGUGCUGAGGGACCUCCUGUUUGUCCAAAUCGCUCAUAAGUGACUCUCGUUUGACUCGCUAUCAUGUUUGAGUGAUAUCCUUGAGAAGCUGCUCACAUUUAAACCCAGAAGGGUCCAAAAACCUUUCCUCUCAAAAGCAAUCAAAAAAUAGGUAAGGGAAAAUAAAUCUUUGUUGGUUAACAACAUCUUGAGGAAUAGCCUUGAGUACCGCCUGUUUUUGAGUGUAUCUACCAUCAAAUACAUUUUCGCAAAAUCUGUUCAGUAUUAUUAUAGCCGUUCCCUUACAAAAGACUAACCUGAAAAAUAAAUUAUCAAAACAUAAUUUCGUUGCUCAGAUUCUGCAUAUCCAUUCCUGCAGUUCUUCUGAGUACCUUGCCAUAAUGGUUUUUAACAUAUGUCUUUGAACAUUUGAAAAGGGUACGCUUUAACAGGCCUCAAAAAUUAUUACACUAAUGGGAUACUUCAUUAUGGAUACUCGUUAUGUGGACUACACAACUCUUCCAGGCAAGACAUUUCCAUGCGGUUGUGAUCAAUUUGCAUUAAUUGGUGUACUUAAUUUUCCUUUGUCAAAUUAUUGAAUUGGGCACUUCCUAAAACAACUGGUUUUCAAUCUCUUGGUGAGCUCUGCAACCUCUAACUUCCUGUAUAUGUUGCACGUCAGCACCUUGCACUGACUGGAUUCCUUGCAUAUUUAUAUUCCAUAUUGGGUCCAUACAUGGCAGUUAAAAUUGUUGAAGGGGAGUACAUUUAGAAAUUAAAGAAACUGCUUAAAUAUUUUAACUUUACAAACAGCAUCCUUUAAAAGUGACCUCUUAAAAUGUAUUACUAUGUCAUUGCAACUGCAAAAUCAGAAGAGUUGUUGACAUAUUUAAACAGUAAUCUUUUGUGGUUUACAAAUUUUUCAUGAUAUCAUGUCCAAUGCAGUUUGGAUUCAAAAGAUGUUCAUGUCCAUUUGAAAUUAUCUGUGUGCAGUUUGUAGUUAUAUAUCAAACACCGAGUUGUUCAUCUGUUUGUAUUUUUUGUGGACUCUGAAUGAAACAAUCAGGAAAGUCAUGUUUUUAAUAGGUGUUAAAAUUGGUUCUCCUUUAUCCAAAUAUGUUUUGUGCAGGUGCAUAUCCCACUCUACUGAAAUGCCAUGUCUGAACCAAACUGAAUUUCACCCUGGAAAAAUAUACAGGGCUGGAAUCAUACUCUUAAAAUAUCUUGACAUAAUUUCCUAUUUUGGGUAUUUUUUAUUUGUUUUUAUUUUUUCUAUUUUUAUUUUUUGUUUCAUCCAUUGCAUUGAGUGAGAAAGAUAGAUAAAACAAUGAGAUAAGAAAAACGAAAGGCAGCUAAUGUACGAGUGACUACUGUAAAAUGUCUAAAUAAAUAAAGACAAUGGGGUUUGUUUUUAUUUACUCUGCUUUUCUUUCCUCAAUGUGCACACUGUAAUAGUUGACAUUGCAAUAAAGAACAAAGGGAAAACAUGAAUUUUGAUGAGAUACUGAGCACUGCCAACCAUAGAAGUGACCCCAGUAACCUGCUAC
Messenger RNA from Xyrauchen texanus (razorback sucker), 5470 nucleotides. RefSeq names its product F-box/LRR-repeat protein 19-like. Gene Ontology annotation, molecular function: DNA binding; zinc ion binding; histone demethylase activity. NCBI's taxonomy places the organism in Eukaryota, Metazoa, Chordata, Actinopteri, Cypriniformes, Catostomidae. The record is from RefSeq and is a predicted model, not a curated record. The coding region runs from base 245 to 2740 and encodes 831 amino acids. Gene Ontology annotation, biological process: regulation of transcription by RNA polymerase II; protein demethylation. The transcript is spliced from 12 exons.